Lolium perenne is the source of this 630-nucleotide messenger RNA. RefSeq lists its product as uncharacterized. Lineage: Eukaryota; Viridiplantae; Streptophyta; Magnoliopsida; Poales; Poaceae. The record is from RefSeq and is a predicted model, not a curated record. Gene Ontology annotation, cellular component: nucleus; cytoplasm. Gene Ontology annotation, molecular function: nucleic acid binding; 3'-5' exonuclease activity.
AUGAAGGUUCUGUACACGAAUGCAGCAGCUAGUGUUGAGGAGUGGAUCACCAAUGCUGAAGCUUCCCUAGAUUCUUCUGCUAGGAAGAUUGUUGGUCUUGAUGUUGAGUAUGAUAAACUCAGUGGAACCUAUUUCAAUCCGAAGAAAGCCGUCGGGCCAGCAAUUCAACCCCCGGAUGGGCCGUCGUGGGGUAGGCCAGCAGCCAGCAGCCUAGUAGAGGACAGCCCAAAAGAGGAGGAUAUCACCAGCAGCCCAUUAAAAUGGUACACUUUUGCUGGGUUUUGCGUCGCAGAAGACCGCACCAUUCUGUCACGUUCAAAGUACUAUGUUCAUAAUGUGAAGGAUAUCCAGGCAAUAUGGAGAGAUCCGGACAACAGGAAGAGAACUCAAGGUCUGAAGGAUGUUGCUGGAGCUAUUAUAGAUCCAAUCUAUUUUGAGAUGAAGGAUGGUUUUGGAAGGGCAGAGCACAGGAUGUGGGCUGAUCCGCCGCCUCUACCGCCUAAGCAUUUGGAAUAUGCUGCACGGGAUGCAUAUGCAACGUAUGAGGUUUUUCGGAGGCUGGAUGUGUUUGAGAGGGGCUUCUUCUCCUUAUUCAAACAUCCCGAGAAGAAGCGUGGCAGGGAUUGGUGA